Molecule: messenger RNA, 390 nt
Organism: Penicillium samsonianum
Lineage: Eukaryota; Fungi; Ascomycota; Eurotiomycetes; Eurotiales; Aspergillaceae
Exons: 2
Coding region: 1-390 (129 amino acids)
Biological process (GO): mycotoxin biosynthetic process
Source: RefSeq, a predicted model, not a curated record
AUGGAUAAUGUGUUCGACGAAGGCGAUCACUACGAAGGACACAUUAUGGCGGUCUAUCACCAGCUACACUGUUUGUCUAUUAUUAUGACUGCUAUGGGGACCUCGCGGGAAGAAUGGGCGAUGCUUGAGACGGAAAAGCUUGAGCACCGUGCUCACUGCGUGGAAUAUCUUCGGCAGAGCAUUUUAUGUUCGGCAGAUACAACUUUGGAAGGUGAGACUGGGGCGUGGGCGAGAAGUACAGGCUGGGGUCAGACACACUCUUGUGUGGAUUUGGAUGCUUUGACAGCGUAUGCCAAUGAGCACGCGAUUUGGAACCUUACAGAGAGAUUGCUACCGGACAGCUUUGAUCCUCUCAAGGUUCCUAGUACUGCUGACAACCAUCAGCAAUAA